AUGGCGGCAAUACUGGAAGCAGAAAAGGACUACGAGGCUCGUCGGAAGACCUGGAAAUAUCGGUGGUUCGGUGUCGAAGCCAAAACGACAACGAAGGAUGCGGGGCCGGUUGUAGGCGAAAAAACACAAAAAAACCCGCGGGCGUCUUCUCUUCCGGAGGAUGGGCCCCCACCCACGCCCAUCGUUCAAUAUCAUAUCAACCAGGUCCCCAGCAAUGACCCGAUCGAAGACAGACACAGCGAGCAUCGCCUCAAGAACGGCGUGAUAAUGGCCGUUUUUGACGGGCAUUCUGGUACCGAGUGCGCAGACCUUCUUCAAACGUAUCUCGCGCCGUAUAUUAGCAAAGCACUGUCGGAGAUGUCGGAACCCCCACCGGCCCGAAAGUCAGAGCCCCUUUCGAACAUAGAGCAAUGGCCGCCGGCGACUCAAGCGCGGAAAGCGCAAGUUGUGCAAGCCCUCAAGCUUGCGUUCAGGCGCCUUGACGCCGACAUAUGCAAUGCUGCUAUAGACCCUAUCCCGAACCCGCUCCCCAACGACACCUGGAAAAAUGCUUUGCGGCCGGCCCUCGCUGGCGCUUGCGCCAUUGUCGCAUACAUCGAGGGGAACGACUUGUACGUUGCUUGCACUGGUGACUCCCGCGCCGUCUUGGGCCGUCACCGCGGGGACGGAACCUUCCAAGCCCUGGAGCUCAGCGCCGACCAGACGACCACCAACCCAAGCGAGUAUGCGCGGCUCUUGGAAGAGCACCCGGGGGAAGGGGAGACGGUCGUCAUCCGGGGCCGAAUUCUUGGGGGACUAAUGCCGACUCGGGCAUUUGGAGACGCAAUCUAUAAGUGGGCAUCGGAUACCAAACAAACACUCGGGGUGAUCUCGAAAGGACGAGAUGCCUUGUUCAAGUCACCUCCUUACGUCACAGCCGACCCAGAAGUUACUUACUAUCACCUCAACUGCGACCGGGACAAAUGCCUGAUCCUGGCAACGGAUGGAAUCUGGGACAUGUUGUCCAGCGAUCAGGCAGUAGAUCUGGGCGGAAACUGGUCGUUUGACGACCCAAACGCGGCGACACACCUGAUCCGCAAUGCUCUCGGCCGCGGCGAUCGAUCGCUCGUUGCGAAGCUUAUUCGUAUCCCGCCGCCGUACGCUCGUCGCGCUAGAGACGACAUGACAGCGAACGUAAUCUUCUUCUCCGACGGGAAGAACAACGGUACCUUCCACCCGGCAGUCUCGAUGGACACUAAUGGCAGCAAUACAACCCUGAACAAUAGCGACCUGCCCACGGACAAGCAGGGCCAAGCGGUCGAUCCAUUUACGCCGGUCGACUUGUCGCUUGCGGCGCCCAAGAAGGGCCGGCUUUCUGACUGGAUUCAGGAGCUGAAGGGGAUUCAAGAAAAGUUGCGGAGGGAGGGGCGGGAGUAG
Messenger RNA from Fimicolochytrium jonesii, 1416 nucleotides. RefSeq names its product phosphatase 2C-like domain-containing protein. Bases 1 to 1416 code for a protein of 471 amino acids. The record is from RefSeq and is a predicted model, not a curated record. Lineage: Eukaryota; Fungi; Chytridiomycota; Chytridiomycetes; Spizellomycetales; Powellomycetaceae. Gene Ontology annotation, biological process: protein dephosphorylation. Gene Ontology annotation, molecular function: protein serine/threonine phosphatase activity. The transcript has 2 exons.